Molecule: messenger RNA, 4168 nt
Organism: Callithrix jacchus (white-tufted-ear marmoset)
Lineage: Eukaryota; Metazoa; Chordata; Mammalia; Primates; Cebidae
Gene: PLEK2
Product: pleckstrin 2
Biological process (GO): intracellular signal transduction; actin cytoskeleton organization
Cellular component (GO): plasma membrane
Source: RefSeq, a predicted model, not a curated record
GAAACGUCAUGUAAGAAAUCCCGACCUGGUCUGACUUCCUGCCCCGGGGCCUCAGGCUCUGGACACGCGCCAGGGAGGCGUCGCCCGGCCGCGUCGGAGCCGCUUCCUGGGCGCAGUGGGCGCGGGCUGCCCCGGCUGCGCGGGUGCCGAGAAGCGUGAGGCGCGGGGAUUGCGCACCUGGGGUGGCCCUGGCGCGCGGGCGGCGACAUGGAGGACGGAGUGCUCAAGGAGGGCUUCCUGGUCAAGAGGGGCCACAUUGUCCACAACUGGAAGGUGCGAUGGUUCGUCCUUCGGCAGAACACGCUGGUGUACUACAAGCUUGAGGGGGGUCGGAGAGUGAACCCUCCCAAGGGCCGGAUCCUCCUGGAUGGCUGCACCAUCACCUGCCCCUGCCUGGACUACGAAAACCGACCACUCCUCAUUAAGCUGAAGACUCAAACGUCAACAGAGUACUUCCUGGAGGCCAGUUCUCGAGAGGAGCGGGACGCCUGGGCCUUUGAGAUAACUGGGGCUAUUCAUGCAGGGCAGCCGGGGAAGGUCCAGCAGCUGCACAACCUGAGAAACUCCUUCAAGCUGCCCCCCCACAUCAGCCUGCAUCAAAUUGUGGACAAGAUGCAUAAUAGCAGCAGCGGAAUCCGUUCAAGCCCCAACAUGGAGCAGGGGAGCACCUACAAAAAGACCUUCCUCGGUUCCUCCCUGGUGGACUGGCUCAUCUCCAACAGCUUUGUGGCCAGCCGUCUGGAGGGGGUGACCCUGGCCUCCAUGCUCAUGGAAGAGAAUUUCCUCAGCCCGGUGGGUGUCCGGAGCAUGGGAGCCAUUCGCUCUGGGGAUCUGGCCGAGCAGUUCUUGGAUGACUCCACGGCCCUGUAUACUUUCGCUGAGAGCUACAAAAAGAAGAUAAGCCCCAGGGAAGAAAUUAGCCUGAGCACUGUGGAGUUAAGUGGCAUGGUGGUGAAACAAGGCUACCUGGCCAAGCAGGGGCACAAGAGGAAAAACUGGAAGGUUCGACGCUUUGUUCUGAGGAAGGAUCCAGCUUUCCUGCAUUACUAUGACCCUUCCAAAGAAGAGAACAGGCCAGUGGGUGGGUUUUCUCUUCGUGGUUCACUUGUGUCUGCUCUGGAGGAUAAUGGUGUUCCCACUGGGGUUAAAGGGAAUGUCCAGGGAAACCUCUUCAAAGUGAUUACUAAGGAUGACAAACACUAUUACAUUCAGGCCAGCAGCAAGGUUGAGCGAGUCGAGUGGAUUGAAGCUAUCAAAAAGCUAACAUGACAAGGACCCGAGGAACCAGGAUUCUUCCCUCCUACCAGAUGACACAGACAGGAUUUCCUGGAGAAUGGGAGUGUGUUGAGACUUGACUUCUUUGUAUGUUUUGUACUUCUUUGGAGGGUGAAUGCUGAAGAGUUCCUCGGAUUAUAAACAGCAGUGGUGCCAUUUCCUUCCCCAUCUUCAUGUUACAACCUGGAAAGGCUAGAACAGCCAUUAGGUGUCAGCAUCUUGAGUUUUACCCAGCAUCACAAACAGCCAUUCCCUUGGGCACUAAAAUAGUUUCUCUUUGUUGGAACAAUUACCCUGGCCAUGCCAUAAUGCUGAAUAAAACUCUUCUUAUGCAGUUCUCUCUUAACUUCUUUGGAAUUAGUAAAAACUGACUUUUGUUUCUGGUUAUUGGAAUCCUAUGCAAAGUUUUAUAGUUUUCAAGCAACAUUUCAAGCAUCUCUGUCCCUAAGACAUACUUCAUCUUAAAGUGGGGAUGGUGGCAAAACUUUGAACAUUCAGAGAAUAUUGUUUUGCUUUGGAAAACAAGUCUGCAUAAAUAUACAUUACAGAAGUCAUGGACUCUGUCAGAGAACUUAAUCACAUAUACAAAAAAUAAAUACAUAGUUUUUCCAUGAAAAAUGGGCAUUUAGAGAUGGAGAGUAAGAGUGUGCUAAAGGACAGAGAAAGAUGUAAAUGGGGAAGACUUAAAUCAAGGCAUUGAAUUUUGGUUUUAAAAUGAACAUUAGCUGAGACAAAUGGCACCAAGAAAUUUUACCAGUGGGGAGGUUAAUCUAUAGUGAAAAGUCUGUAUCAUACAAUACUUUUAAAGAACAUUUUUAUUAUUUUCAAGUUUGUACAGUAUCUGGCACAAGUUAUUGCCAGCAUUCUUGCCAAGUACAAAUGCUUGGAACUCCCCUUAAUCAACAGAUAAAUACAUAACUUACAUUUAAGGGGAGUGGAUUACUUCAAAGUGCUUAGGUAAAAAUUUGUCCUCUUAGUUUGAACUCUUAAUUGUAUCUAAAACACUGACCUGAAUGAGAAAUCUCAAGCUAAUGUUUUACUUAUUCCUUAUAUGGUAAGAGACUGACUACCUUUUAAAGUACCAUUUUCCAUUUGGCAUUUCACCAAGGUCUAAUGUCCCUGGAAUUAGUUUGCUUUGCCUUUUGAAUAUUGACAGGUGUUUAUCUGAAUUAAACUACAUUUGGCUUGAUGGCUUCCUGCAUCAAAAUUGGCACAAGUAUACCUCACUUUGGGAGCUAUCAGGAUCUCCAUGGCUUGGAAAGUAGAUGACCAUUACCUUGGGGCAAAUCAAUGAACAAGUCUCAGCAAGGUACUGGCACCUACAUUUUAAAAAACUCUCUAGCCAUUUUGUUCUUGGUGUAAAAGUAGAAUGGCUGGAGUAUGGCAGCUGAGAAAUGUUCUGCUUAGCGUGAUGCAGUGCUUAGCAUGUCUCUAUGGGUCCGUCUUUGAAUAUUAUGCACUUCAGAACUGGUUUGUCUUGUUUUGCUAUAAAACUAAUAUGAAAAAUGAUUUGGGCGGGGCAUGCUGGAUCACACCCUCAUGAAGGCAGAGGUGGGAGGAUAGCUUGAGCCCAGGAUUUUGAGACCUGCCCAGGCACCGUAACACCAUUUGCCAGGAAAAAAAAAGGAAGAUAAGUGGUUUCAAUGUUCAAUUUCCUCCUGGCCAUCGAUUUUCAAUUAACUUAUGCAUAAACGAGACCCAAACUAUCACUAAUUUUCAGCUAUGAGUUGAUAGCCACUUGACCUCAAUGAAAGGCAGAGUGGGAAAUAGAUGAAAUUGUAUUUUAAAUGGACUUUGAUGGGAGAUUCAAGAUUUUUGGUUGGUUUUUUUUUGAGACAGGGUCUUGCCUUUUCACCCAUGCGGGAGUGCACUGGAGUGAUCACAGCUCACUGCAGUCUAAACCUCUUGGCCUCAAGUGAUCCUCCGGCCUUGGCUCCCUAAGUGCCAGGAUUGCAGGCAUGAGCCACCAUACCUGGCAGAAAUUCAAGAUUUGGAUGAACUGUUCACUUCUUUGCCAAGCCUAUUCUUCAACUUAUUUGGAGCUGGGUGUACAACUCGUCCUCAUAUGUAUCUUGUCCCUGCUGUCUUUUAGGUUAGCAAGGUAUAUGCAUGCUUUGUUCUUUUUCUCAUGGUAUCAGUGAAAUAUUGAUCUUUCUCUAGCUAGGGUCAAUUUAUAAAAUUGUCAUGGAACCAAGCAAAAGGCCCACAUAGAAUAAAAAUCACUUACCAUGGAAGCCACCAGUAUUUUUCAAGUUAUGGCUUUUGAAGUAUAACAAAUUUCAGUAAACAAAAUCAAAAGAAAAAAAUUCCUCUGUGUACAACAAAGGAGCACCUGUUAUAUUUUGAAUGCAUUCUUCAUGUUGCCACCUUUAUAAACUUGGUUUUUUGAUGCUUUGACAGACAUAAGUGAAAAUUAUGUGUCAAUCUUAAGUACAUCAGUUUUCCUCUACAUAGUCUUAAUGCAAAAUGCUGGCUGGCAAUCAGGGCUCUUAGAAACAGCCUUUGGAAGUUAAACUUUUGGAUUUCAAAAGCUAGUACAGACUGCUAUAUUUAACAAAAGGAACAAACCUUCAUAAAUGAUACAAACUAUCUGCCCAACACAUUCUUCUAUUUUCCAGGCCCUUUAACAUUGAGUAAAGUCUAAUCUUGGACUGACUAUGGUGGGUUAGGUCUAAUCUAAGUAUUUUAAUAGUUAUCUGGGGAUAAUGAAUAAAAUCAAAUACAACCGGUACCUCAAGUAUCUUAAGAGAAUAAAUUUAUGAAGACAAGUAGACUGAAGCAACUCAAGAUUUCCUACACCUGACUAAAUAAUGUGUUACCUAUAAAACUUAUUAUGUACAAAUUAGUUCUUGAAGACAGAAGUAAAUGUGGGGAAAAAAAAAAAGCACCGUAA